Molecule: messenger RNA, 789 nt
Organism: Helianthus annuus (common sunflower)
Lineage: Eukaryota; Viridiplantae; Streptophyta; Magnoliopsida; Asterales; Asteraceae
Product: E3 ubiquitin-protein ligase MARCHF8
Exons: 7
Coding region: 63-704 (213 amino acids)
Biological process (GO): protein ubiquitination
Cellular component (GO): membrane
Molecular function (GO): zinc ion binding; ubiquitin-protein transferase activity
Source: RefSeq, a predicted model, not a curated record
CAAAAUCAAAACUCAAGCCCAAAAAAAAAAAAAAAAACUCAAGCCAAAAAAAAAAAAAAAAGAUGGGAGAAGUGAGAUUAUUUAUUGAUUUUGAUGAUGAUCAAUAUUUGUUGUAUCCAUCAAUUUCUUCAGCAGAAAUUAUAUUUUGUAGAAUAUGUCAUGAAGCAGAGUUUGAAAGCUCUAAAACCAUGGAGUCUCCCUGUUCUUGUUCUGGUACAGUAAAGUUUGCUCACAGAGAUUGCAUACAGAGAUGGUGUGAUGAAAAGGGCAACACCACUUGUGAAAUUUGUCUUCAGGAAUUUGAACCUGGAUACUCAUCUUCUCUAAAACUCAUCCAAAACCAUAGCAGAAUAGUAAGUUUGGAGGCGCCUGAAACUGAGGUUACUUCUGCCAUUAUUGUUCAACAAGAAAGGACUGCUGAAGCAGAAUACCCGCAGUGUUCGUCCACCGCUGAUACAAGCGCUUAUAUAUGCAGAUUUUUUGGUCUUGUUGUUACACUACUUCUACUAGUGAGACAUUUGUGUGUCUUGUGGCUUGAAGGAACAGGGGAUUACCCGUUUACGCUUUUAACUUUGUUGAUUAUGAGGGCUAGUGGGAUAAUAAUCCCUAUGUACAUACUCAUCCGCACGGUUGACGCCAUCCACAAGACCAUCACAAGUCGUUAUCAGGUUCCGGAUGAUGGCAAUCAACGGCAAGCAGUAUAGAUUGAUUUACGAUGGAUAUAUCACCAUAUACAUGUACAGUAAAACUUAUAUAAAAUAAAACUUUCGCAAUGGUUGUUUCAUGUUA